AUGCUGCGCGCCUCGGCCCGGUGCCCUCGCCCUCCAGGCGGCGCGGAGACUGGUGCCAGGGGCCCCGCGAGACAGCCGGAGACGGGCAAAGCGGUGGCGCGGUCCGCAGCCUGGGCAGGGCCCUUCCGCACUCCUUUCCGCCGCUCCCGGGGUUUGAAGGUGGCCGCAGGCGUGCGCCACAGUCCCAGAGGGUCCGCUCUGCUCGCCCCGGGGCGCGCUCAGUCUUCGCGGCGCAGAGCGGCCGGCCCUCGGCUCAACGUCCCGCUCUCGUUCGCCUCCUCUCCUCCCGACCGCUUCUCCGCGCCGCGCCGGGCGGCAGUGACUCCGCCGGGCACAGACGGCGGCGGCGCAGCAAGUUUCCUCUCGGGCCGCGGUGCGCAGUCAAGAUGGCUGGGCCGGGCCGCUCGCCGCGCCGGGUCAGCCCUGGCGGCCUCCGCUCGGCCCCCAGGGGCUCAUGCCCGCCCCCAAGGCCGCGCCGCCGCCGCCGGAGUUGGGGACCCGCCUCGGCCCAGGCCGCCGCCCUCUUUCUCUGGCGUCCGUCCUUCGUCCGCCUGCCGUGGGGACAGACGGACCCCCGCCGCCGGGAAAAGUCCGCGCCGCGCUCGGGCCGCAGUCGUGGGAGGUGCACGCAGUCCCCUUCCUGCUGGACACACAGGAGCAAAUCCAGACCGGAAGGCGGAUCGGACACCUGAGUGGCGCGGCUCGCGCCCAGCCGCCGCCGCCUCCUCCUCCUCCUCCUCGGCGGGAGCAGCGCCCUUCGCCCAACUUCCCGGCUUCAGCCCCGCUAGCGCCGCGCGGCCGGCUCAUGAAUAUUUAUACAGCGCGGACUCGGUCUCCGCCUCCAGCCCCGCGCGCCAAUCACGGGGCAGCGGGGCGGAGUCCACGCGCUCCCAGGGCUCAACCUUCCUUAAGGCAGUCCCGGAGUGUCCGCACCGUUGUGCGCACUCUCUGCGGAUGGAGAGUUUUGGUAACCUUGGGAUUGACCGCAGAGACAGAGCGUUGGCCACGGCUGUCCCCAAGGCGCUGAGUGCGUCUGAGGUCUUGGUCCCCUUUCCCCGAGUCUGCCCGUGGGGACAGGGACGGGGUUUGGUGCAGCGUGCGCCUCCCCGGCGCGUUUCCAAACCAGCCAAGCCCCUGCUAGCACCCUCCGCGAAUGCGGGUGACCUGCGGGCGGCGGGGGUCUCGCGCUCUUCAGGGCGGCGCAGAGGUUCCGCAGCAAAGUGCCCGGGCCCUGCAGGGGCUCGACGCUGCAGAGGACCCGGGGAAAGGUGCCUUCUUGGGGUUCUCAGAGCGAUGGUUUGUGAGACUUGGAGUUGUGUGGGGAGUCGAGUCAUUCUAAACUGGGGCUGGACCAGGGACGGCCGGGGUGACAUGUCCGGCGUUGGGUGCGUGGGGUGGGGGGCGGGGGGCAAAUGUCCGCCUGGGGUUCUCCUCCCGCCUCCGCUGCGUGACCCGGGGGAGCGUCAGUUUCCCCACUUGGAGGGUUGGGUGAUCGUAGCAACCCUCGAAGAGGGUUUUGAUAAUUAGGUGAGAUUAAAAUAUAGAAAGCCCCGGUACUCCGUGCUUUCUUAGGAGAAGUCAUUCCAUUUCUUUUUAAAAAUCAAAACAAACCCUAAACUUAUAAAUAGGACAGACUGGAAACUCCGGGGCUGGAUUCUCUGCCUGCGCUUGGGCUCUCGGGACGUCUAUUCAUCCAUCCCAAGUUCACGUUUUUGCCAGAGCCUCCUUUUCUCUGGUGGGAGGCGGUGCUGCGCCCUGGCGCGAACUCCGGGACACGUAUCCGCGCUCUGCACGAGGCCGGAGCCGGACUCGAGCUGCUUUUAGCAGCCGCUUGGGCCACCGCCAGCCCAGGCUGCCCCCGCCGGCUCCGCGGCCACCUUAAGACGAGCCGGGGGCGGGGGCGGGGGGGGGUCUGCGGGCGGCCGGGGCCCGCGGCCCGGCAGGUUCAUUUACGCUUGUUAGGGCGUCCCAGGGGGCUGUCUUUCUCCUGGAAUGGAGUGUUUAUUUUUUAAUUGAUGUGCUGUUUCAUUUAGCGCUUGUAUGGAACUCAUGCUGGGGCUGUAAUUACUGUAAUCUCGGGAACAAGCAUUUCUGUUAGCCAGGAGGGUGGCAGAAUGUGUCUCCUCUCUCUCUCUCUCUCUCACCCCCACCCUCCACCCCCGCUCUCCGGCUCUCUUUCCCCCUCCUCCCUCCCAUCUCCCUUCUCCCUCUCUCCCUCUCCCUCCCUCCCUCUCAUCCUUCUUCCCUCUCUCCUCUCUCCCCACUCCUUUCCCUCUCCCACCUCUCUCCGCCGUCCUCUCCCUCUUCCCUCCUUCCCUUUUCUCUCCGCUCUCUCACUCUUCUUGUUUCAAGAUUUUUGCCAUUUGCCAGGUUUCAUACCGGAACAAGUACAGCUGGAGGGCAAAAGUUGCAGAGGGCGUGGGGACAGAGCAAGAGAAUUAAAGGUUGAAUGUAGAAAGUCACUAUCUCUGCCGUUGGCACCUUGUUUCCAGAACUCGAGCCUCCAGAGCGCUUCAGCUGCAGAUGAAAGAUUUGAUGAUGUGGAAUGUGGAAGUUUGGGGAAAGAGAUCCUGUUGGAAGGAAGUACUCCUUGCUGUGUCUGCUGUCACCAGGCCAAGGUGCCCAUGAGAGGAGAUAACAGGCCAGUCUGUGCUGCUGGCGGACAGGCCCACGCUCACUGUACAUGCGGCUGCUACUUUGGAAUACGGCGACUGCACUGCCAUUAUUCAACUUGAUAAUUAUUCUAAAAUUUGUUUUAAAAGUCAAUAAUUGGGCUGGGCCCGGUACUCACGCCUAUAAUCCCAGCACUUUGAGAGGCCUAGGUGGGCGGAUCACGAGGUCAAGAGAUUGAGACCAGUCUGGCCAAUAUGGUGAAACCCUGUCUCUACUAAAAAUACAAAAAUUAGCUGGACAUGGUGGCACAAUGCAUGUAAUCACAGCUACUUGGGAGUCUGAGGCAGGAGCAUCUCUUGAACCCAGGAGGCGGAGGUUGCAGUGAGCCGAGACUGUGCCAUUGUACUCCAGCCUGGCGACAGAGUGAGACUCCCUCUCAAAAAAAAAAAAAAUCAAUAAUUGAUUUUUUUCUCAUUCACAUGGGAAUAUUUGCCAGAUUUUGAUGCUCUUAUUAUGGGAUGCAUUGUGCAUGAGUUUGGGAGCUUUCAGGUCCAGUAAAGUCCUCCUGAGUAAAAGGUGCUUAGCCAAGAGGGACAUCUCAACAUAUCAGUAAAUUAGCUGGGCAUGGUGGUGGGUGCCUGUAAUCACAGCUACAUGGGAGCCUUAGGUAGGAGAAUCUCUUAAACCUGGGAGGUGGAGAUUGCAGUGAGCAGAGAUCAUGCCAUUGCUCUCCAGCCUGGGCGACAAGAGUGAGACUCUCUGUCUCAAAAACAAACAAUCCAACAAACAAACAAAGAAAUGAACCAAAAAAUUGAUGUAGUUCUGGAGUUUUAGUUUCUGUGUUUCUUUUAAGCCUAUUCAUGUAAGUUUUUUCUUUGUUUGUUUUCUUUUUUUUUUUUUUCUGGACGGAGUCUCACUUCGUCACCCAGGCUAGAGUACAGUGGUGCGAUCUUGGCUCACUGCAACCUCCACCUCCUGGGUUCAAGCAAUUUUCCUGUCUUAGCCUCUCGAGUAGCUGGGAUUACAGGUGCCCACCACUAUUGCCAUCUAAUUUUUGCAUUUUUAGUAGAGACAGGGUUUCACCAUGUUGGCCAGGCUGCUCUGGAGCUCCUGACCUCAAGUGAUCUACCUGCCUUGGUCUGGAAAAUUGAUGGGAUUACAGGUGUGAGCCACCAUGCCUGGCCUGUUUUCAUUUUUUGUUAUUUUUAAAAGAAGCCUACAUCAUGCUCUGAAUAACCUUUUUUUUUGCAUUGACAAAAUUAAAUAUAAUGCAAGGAAAAUUUUUGAAUUCCAA
This is a messenger RNA of Callithrix jacchus (white-tufted-ear marmoset), 3907 nucleotides long. Lineage: Eukaryota; Metazoa; Chordata; Mammalia; Primates; Cebidae. The record is from RefSeq and is a predicted model, not a curated record.